AGUAGUGACGGUGACAGUCUCAAUCGACGUGUUACGAACGUCGACUGAUGUCGCUCGUAGAGAAAUACUAGUCGUGUGACCGGAGACUGCUCCGUUUCAUUGAUUCUCUUGUAUUCGUCUUGCGGAUCGUUUCGCUUUACUCAACAGCGGUUUUUAAAGAAUCUCGAAAACAACGAUGACGACGAUAAGAGUAGCGCAAGUACUGUGCGUGUGGUCGUUCCACUAAUGCACUCACAUUAUUCCUGUGCGUGAUUCCUCUAGAAAUUGAGGAAAGCCUUCGAAGGAAUCGAUUUCGUAUUAGUAACGGCGGUCGUGGGUAGUAACAGACCGAUCGCGGAGUUGUGUUGCGUGCGUUGGUGUCUUCUCAGCAUUCGUCACGCGAAAUCGAUAAACGGGGACGUCGCGAAAGGGAGAAAGAGAGAAAGGGAGAGAGAAGUGAUCGCUUACACGCGCUACAUUACAAUUCGCGUCGUGAAAGAGAGAGGUGCUAAACGAGGGGAGAGAGAGAGAGAGAGAGAGAGAGAGAGAGAGAGAGAGAGAGAGAGAGAGAGAGAGAGAGAGAGAGAGAGAGAGAGAGAGAGAGAGAGAGAGAGAGAGAGAAAGAGCGCGCAGAGGCGUUCGGGGAUAAUCACAGGAAACGUGAAUGACAGCAACUGUGGUUGAACUCGACUAAUCGGGAAUCUUCACGUCUCGCUUCUCCGCCGCGGAAUUCGUCUCGCAAAGAGCAACGACGUUUCGGCGGUCGGUGUCGUACGAAUUCUACUAGUCCUCCUUUGUACUGUGUGAAAUAGGAAUUACUUCGUAUCUGUCCUCGCUUCGGAUUGCUGCGUCUCGCGAUUACCUCAAUUUCAAUGGAACGUCGUGGCCGCGUAGCGACGUAUCGUAGUAACCUUGAGACACCGUCAAGGUAACCUGGAUCUUCCGCGAGCAGCCGUUGGUCCUCGGCUUUGUGUACUCGCCACAUCGGAGAAUAUCAUUAAAGGUGCGAGCGGUGCAAUUAUCCACGAGAUGAAAAAAAGUUCCAGCAUGCCUCGAUCGAUAGGCGCACGGCUUUUGCCGGACUGACUUCUUCGCGCACACAACGUGAAAGCAAAUGUGCGUCGUAUUUAUCAAAAGAAGCACGUGCACCACUUUGACGACGACGACGACGAUGACGAUGGUUUAACGCAGCAUUGGUAGCCUGGUGAUCGAUCGCGGCAACAGAAGAGAGACACCCGAGUUAAAGCAUGUGAUCUUUGCGAGGUUCAUCGAUUAUCACGCCGCCGCGCCAAGGGAGGGAUGUUACGGCCGCACAUCGGCAGGAUUACUUAACGUUGGCCGGUCCAUGCCUGCCCGAUACGGCUAACGUCAAUGGCCGCGCCACCGAUGCAAACACGACGACGGGGUUGUCGAACGACGAUGAGCGAUAGCGGCAACGUAUAGACAGGUGGAAUAUCAUUGACCGCACGAGAAAGUGUAUACGCGCAUUGCUGCCGUGGGAAUACAAGCGCGAGGGAUAGGUAAGAAGCCACAGCACAGGUGGCGGUAAUAAGAACGGACAACGAACAGUGAAAGAAAGGGAGAGUCAAAGAGGAAGAAAGAUAAAGGUAUAGAGUUUACCGUAUUGUUCCGAGGAGCGAGACCUGUAAGGAAAGAUCUAGAAUGAAAGAAUGUCAGUAUAAGUGAAUGACACAGAGAAGGAGGAACGUAAUAGAGAAACGUAAAUAGAGAGAGAGAGAGAGAGAGAGAGAGAGAGAGAGAGAAACUAAUAUAUAUAUAUAUAUAUAGAAAGAGAGAGAGAGAGGGGGGAAGGGGGGAGCAAACGAAAAGAAGCCUUGAUAAUGAAGGAACACGGCAACAAACAACAUCCGGCGGAACCGGCGACGAAAGCGCUCAAGUCGCUGUUGAAGAAACCGGGCCAGACUAAAGCGAAAUCGCAAAAGCAUCGCGUGGUGAUUAACGAGAAGCUGAAUGAGUUCUUUGCGGCGGACUACAUUAUACUGAUUAAGGAGGAGUGCUGUGCCGAUUAUGAGGAGGAUUGCGAUUGCUGCUAUCAGGAGCAUGAGUUUAUGCGGCUGGGCAACUGCAAAGAGUGCCGAGCGGAAUUAAAUUUGCAUUUCGGCAUCGGCACCGGCACCGGCACCGGCACCGGCACCGGCACCAGUAACGGCAGAUACGGCGAGAUGGCAAGGGGUGUAGAGCAGGCGCUCUGUGAGAAUGUCGUGCGAGAUCACUGCGGUGGCGGAUCGCGUGAAAAAAGUCAGCAGGGUCGAGAGGACACGCAUAUGGAGGAGGAAGAAGACGAAGAGGAGGGAGAUGACGGUGAAGAGGAAGAGGACGAGGAGGACGAGCGGGAAGACGAGGAGGAAAACGAGGAGGAGAAUGUUGACGGGAAGCGGGAAAAGGUGGUGUUGGCGGCCGCGGUGACGACGGUGGAAGGAAAGGACACGAAUGAGCGAGGGAAUGUGGACGCGGAGGACGCGACGAAGGGACGCCGGCAGAAGGAAACGGCUGCGGAUUCCCAGAAGAGCGAAACCGUGGUUCCGUCGCCGCCGCGGCACGAUCAGCAGCAGGAAACGCUCAGCCCGCCAGAGGGUUACAAAGACGUGUGCUCGAACAGCGAAAUCACGAACGAAACGGAGCAGCGUGGCCGCGCGUCCAGCACGUCGUGCACGGAGUGCAAUUACUAUCAGCAACAAGCAGCGGAAUGUGAAUUGCAAGCAAAGGAUCGUGGGAAUGAACAAGAUAUGCAGGGUAGCACAAACACGAUGCACGACAGUAGUCAAAGGAAUUUGCAAGAAAAACUGGAUAAACAACAUCGGGCAUCUCUUCCCGAUCUACACCAUCGUUAUCUUGUGGAAACAAUAACGAUGACAACUGUCACGGAACGACGCAUUGUACGGGAAAUUAGCGAGAAGGAGCGGAAAGAUUGUUUCGGGAGAUCCGAUACGGAUAAAGAUAAAAGCGUUUGUGAUACCUCAAAGGAUAACGGAUUUAAUCCGAAGCUUUGUCUUGGGACAGAUGAGCCGAUGUCAAUUGUCCACGAGAAUGCGACGCAGUUUACCACACGGUGUAAUGAUUCGGACGUCACAGAGGAUCGUGACAGUAAUGCAAACGCCAAAAAUUUGCCAAGCAACGACAAAAGAGUAGCAACGACGGCGGAAGCAGAACGCAUCAAUGAUCAAACGACAUCGGGCGAGCAGCCAUGCGAGCAGGACGCGAAAGAGCUGUCUCUUGUUUUCAAACUAGGUAACGUGUCUCUCGCCAAUAAUAGCUUGAAACCAAAUUCCGCGGUGAGACAACUCUUUCCCAACCCAAAAUUCAUCUCGCCACCGCCGGCUAAAGCGAGCUCUUCGACCUGCCCAGAACACUCUCCGGACGAAGCGCAGAAAUUUCUGAUUACCACCGAGAGUCUGCGGCUAUUUGACGCAGUUAAGAAAUCGACUGUCCCUGGUAACUCCUACGAGUCACCAGAGUGUGAUUCCAACUCAAUUAAGAGAUCCAUCGAGCGAAAUACUUUGCGACGGAGUCUGAUCGGCAAGUAUAACACAAUAACGCGCAAAAAGAAUCUGCGGCCCAAAAAUCUAUCGUUGGAGGAGCGAAUUAGACAACUCACGUGCAUCGAUCAAGAAGACGAAAACCUAGACACGACCGACAGUUCUGACAAUACAAAUUCAACAAGCGACGCCAAAUACAGUGGUGAUCUCUCUAUACGAACAUCACCAUUAGGUGAGGAACGGCCUAUGUGCGAGUCAUUACCGGCGAACGUGGCUUCGACAGAAGCCACUGCCAUUUUAACGAUGGAGUCGACGAGAUCGAAUUCCACGGUAUCAACGAUGACGACGGCGGCGGCGACAGCAAUGGAAACAAUAGAGAACACACACGGACAUAAUACGAUGGGAAUGUCGAUGAUGCAGUUGGUGACGGACAAUCCGCCAAAUCAGUCCACCUAUAGGAAGAUCACGGACCUGUUUGCACAUAAAAAAAACAUCCAAUCAAAUCUUCCUGAUCUUGGGAUAGGUCCAGGUGGGAGAAAUCUUGUUAAAGAGUGUCAGUCCAAAAAUCCGACGAAGAUGAACUCGGAUGUACGAAAGCAAUUAUUAGCGAGUUUGGCGCCUCUAUCCUGUGUUACAGUUAACAAUCCCGACAACCAGGAUGACUAUUAUCGGAACGAUUCCAGGAUGUUAGCUUCUUUGAAACGAGAGUCGAUAAGUUGCAACUCGGACUCAUCGUACAGUUUAGAUGACAUAGAAGCGGCUCUAAACGGCGAGGAUAGAAAGCAUGCCGGUCAACCGGAUGUAACGAGAUGCACACCGAUAGGCAGCAGACCCGACAUCGGCGAUAACACCGCUGACGAGUUACUUGCAUUUGUUGAACAGGACAAGUUGAGGAUGGAGCGAAUUAAACGCCGCUACAAUGAAUCGGAGGACCGUUACACGUUUAUUAAUGGCUACCAUUCCGAGGACAAGGCUGUGAAUACGUUAUCUGAGAAUUACGAUAACAAGAGUGUCAAGAAUCAUGACAAGGAUGCGCAGGCGGGCAACGAGGAAGAAGAGGACGACGAUGAGCUCAAUGAUUAUGGAUUCAAUCGACGACCGUCAGUGACAGGUAUCAAGCAACAGUACGAAGCUACCAACGAAAUCAUCCGUCGGACGCGAUCUUGCACUGUUGCCGGUGCGGCUAAUGAUGCGAGAUCCAGCUCACUGUGGCCAAUGUACUGCGACGUGAACGGCGACAAGAUCGAUGCAAAGUCUCUAUUAACCACCGAUGGAGGGGACGAGUCGAUCUCCGUACCCGCAGAUGCAUACACUUCCAUGGGGAGUUUCGAGCGAGAUACAAACACGAUCAAUCGCAUAAAUACAAUGCAGAAACAGAUCGAUGACAUAUAUCAGACUAUCGCCGAGAGUACGGCGGUAACGGCGAACAUUCAGGAUAUCUCUGAGCAAACAACUUAUUUAGAGAACGCGAUACCGCGACAGUUUGUCAGAACACCGUCUGGUGAUGGCGCCGCACACUUGUACGCCGAACACAGAAACGGUCAUCAUUAUUUUCAAGAGCAACAGCAGAUCUCGAGCACGCGCAUGCUGCGUAUCGCGGGUGGUGGUGGCGGUGGAACCGGCAGUGGCGAUGACAUCACGGGUGCGAUAUAUACCAACAGUUUGUCAAAAAUGCAACGUCGUAAUCCACCGGUGACCAUUGCGAACUAUCACUGCAACGUGUUGCCUGGUUCUGUGCCCGCCGUCAGCACAAAGUGCUAUCGUACUAUGUACUUUGUGCCCUACAACGGUAUGUCGGACCCCACGUAUCAGAACAUACAGCGCAUCCUUCCACCACAUUCCUCCCCGAACUACGCCAGUCACAUCGAACGAUAUCCGUAUCCUCGUCUAAACAAAACUAAUCAGCAACAGGCAUUGUAUUAUAACGCGAAUCGUUCCACUCCAUCGCAUUCCAAUUUAAAUACGUCACCGCUCAUCCCGUCCUCGUCUUCGCCACCACCGCCACUUGUAUCCGUCUCCAGUCCGAAUUCAAUACCGUUGCAGAAUGCCCAGCAGGCCUUGCACUUGCACAUACAUCCCCAUCAGACUGAAGACUUCCGGUCGCCUAACGUCGCAUUUUCUCCCGUGCCUCAUUCGACACUGCAUCCAAUGCAGUUCCACCAUCAUCAGCAUCAGCAUCAGCACCAUCAGCAUCAUCACGGUGAAAUGGCUUCGUAUCGCGUGCCCAUGGCGAUGCAGCAGUCGCCACCCUCAUACGCGGUAAUUGCACCUUCAAGAUGUAUUCCGGCGAGUAACCAGGAUGGCUAUCCGUUAUAUCCGGCACAGCUGGUACGAGGCGCUGUUGCUGCCGGUACCGCCGGUACAGUCGCAUCUGCCGCCGCUAUCGCCACGGACGUUCAAACGCAAACAAUUUCCAUUGCGGCCACUUCAACGUUCUCGUCAUCGUCAUCUUCAUCAUCUUCUUCCUCAUCUUCGUCAUCGUCCUCGGCAUCUGCGUCUGCGUUGUCAUCAUCUUCGUCUUCGUCCACGUCGGCCACCAUCAAUGCUUCUUUAAAAUGUACCGGGAUCAUUAAUAACAACCAGAGCUGCGAACCGAUUUUGGGAACAUCCUAUGGAGGCAGUAAUGCACAAUCCGUAUCGGGGAGCGUUACUCCGCUCGCGUGCCCGGCAUCAUCAUCGGUAACGGUAAUGCAGCUACCGCGCGCCAUCAACACAUGUGCGGUGACAGAACGCGGAGUUCCUGAAGGUGCCGCCAGCGUGCCUAUCCAAGACUUUCCACAGUCGACUCUCGAGCCGGUAAACUCGGCGCCGCAUGUCUUACUAAUGUCCAAUUCUUAUGUCGAUCCUAAUGCCAGUCUUAUGUCCGCCCAGGCUAAUACUUCGAACACGGUAUACUACGCUAUGAAUGUCUGAAGACCAUGAGAAACAAGUAGCUGCGAAAAACGUCCAAAAAAA
Solenopsis invicta (red fire ant) is the source of this 6431-nucleotide messenger RNA. Its product is annotated as dentin sialophosphoprotein-like. The transcript has 3 exons. The record is from RefSeq and is a predicted model, not a curated record. Lineage: Eukaryota; Metazoa; Arthropoda; Insecta; Hymenoptera; Formicidae. The coding region runs from base 1821 to 6389 and encodes 1522 amino acids.